Phaeoacremonium minimum UCRPA7 is the source of this 636-nucleotide messenger RNA. RefSeq lists its product as hypothetical. Lineage: Eukaryota; Fungi; Ascomycota; Sordariomycetes; Togniniales; Togniniaceae. The coding region runs from base 1 to 636 and encodes 211 amino acids. The transcript is spliced from 3 exons. The record is from RefSeq and is a predicted model, not a curated record.
AUGAAGGUCAUAUAUCUCAUUACUCUCUUCAUUUCCUUCGUCGCGGCUGUCGAUUUCGCUGAACUCAAUGAGCGCCAGCGUAAGGGUCGCCCACACAAGAAGACAUCACGGCCCAAGAAGUAUUCGGGCGUGUCGACAAUGCGUGCUCCUCACAAGCCAGCUAGUGCGCCAUCCGCUUACCGCGUUGACCUUGGCAAGCCCAGCCGGUCGAGGUCUAAAGCGUCGUUGAAGAAGUUACCCGCCGAGUACAUCGACCCGGAUAACAUGCGUCGUAGUAUUGAAGCCAUGCGUGCUGUGCAGCGGCUCAAGAGACAAAGCUCAGCUAACGAUUUUUUUGAGUGCCAGUCCUCCGUACGACUCCAUAUAGCUAGCAUGAGGGUCAAGGCAGAUCUAACAAAACAACAGAAUCCGGCACCCUCAGAUAUGUUCUCGUAUCAGACAUGCGAGGGCUUCUUCUGCAGCUUGUGCGAGACACUACAAACGAACACCGACUUCAUUGGUAACCAGCUAAGCACCGCUGAGGCAUUAUGUGUCUCCAACGGUGACGCAGGCACAGUUGUCGGCGAAGAUCCACCACAGUGGGAUGCCGGCUUUGUUUAUACUGGCAAUGGGCUCCCGACAUAUGAUGUUUGCUAG